Molecule: messenger RNA, 2676 nt
Organism: Urocitellus parryii (Arctic ground squirrel)
Lineage: Eukaryota; Metazoa; Chordata; Mammalia; Rodentia; Sciuridae
Source: RefSeq, a predicted model, not a curated record
GAGACCUGAUCUCCCGGGUACAGGAGGCGCUAGGGCAGGCCAGAGAGAAGAUGGAGCCAGAGUCCCUGUACAACCUGCUGCAGCUCCCCAGCGAGGCGGCCCUGCCCACCGAGGAGCAGCUCCCGCCAGGAGCCAAGAAGAAAUACCUGCCCCCCAGUUCCCGGAAGGACCCCAAGUUUGAAGAACUGCAAAAGGUGCUGGUGGAGUGGAUCAACGCCGCCCUCCUCCCCGAGCACGUGGUGGUGCGCAGCCUGGAGGAGGACAUGUUCGACGGGCUCAUCCUGCACCACCUGUUCCAGAAGCUGGCGGGACUCCGGCUGCAGGUGGAGGAGAUCGCCCUGACGGCCGCGAGUCAGAGGCGCAAGCUGGAGSUGGUCCUGGGGGCCGUGAACCGGGCUCUGCAGGUGGAGGAGCCGCAGGCCAAGUGGAGCGUGGAGGCCAUCUUCAACAAGGACCUGGUGGCCACCUUGCACCUGCUCGUGGCCCUGGCCAAGCACUUCCAACCCAGCCUGCCCCUCCCAAGCAAUGUCCAGGUGGAGGUGGUCACCAUCGAGAGCACCAAGAGUGGCCUGAAGUCAGGGAAGUCCCUGGAGCAGCUCACCAGCUGCCGGUCCCACCCUUGCGAGGACCAGCCUCCGGAGGACGUCCUUGAUGAACUCCUUAAGCUGCCUCCAGAGAAGGUGCGCGCUGUGGAGGAGGCCAUCGUGAGCUUCGUCAACCACUCGCUGCAGAGCCUGGGCCUGGCCGUGCAGAGCCUCAGUUCCCAGUUUGCAGACGGAGUCAUCCUGCUCCUGCUGAUUGGACAACUGGAAGGCUUCUUCCUACACCUGAAGGAGUUCUACCUCACCCCGAGCUCUCCUGCAGAGAUGGUGCACAAUGUCACCCUGGCCCUGGAGCUGCUGAGGGACGCGGGCCUGCUCAGCCACCCCAUCAGCCCUGAAGACAUUGUGAACAAGGACCCCAAGAGCACUCUGCGGGUGCUCUACAGCCUGUUCAGCAAGCACAAGCUCAAGGCCACCCCCUGUGGCACCCUGCACUAGCCGUCACAUGGCCCCAGCGCGGUUCUUGACAACCCGCCAUCUGGACUCUGCUGGAGGGUCCGACCGAGGGACCCCCUUAGCCCAGCAAGUUCCUGCCUGAGCCACCCCACUGCUGUCUGCGCCACUUGAACGGCCUGAGCCACCAGGUGGGGUCCCUUGAGGCCAACCCCGGCCUGGCUCAGGGACUCUAACUACAGUGUCCUGGGGCUUCAGAGCCUGGGGGUCCUGGGCGGCAGGAGCCCAGCAGUGCCCAUUUCUCCCAGGCUCUCGGCUCUCAGGGGUCAGGACUGACAGCCGAGGUCCUAGGCUCUGCACAUUCUGCUGCCCGUCUGCCCCACUCAGGGUGACAGCCCAGGACACCCCCCCGAGGCAGGAGUUGUGACUCCAAAGACAAGGAGCCUGUUGCUCCGGAAGCUGCCUUGGAGCAUGCCCAAGAAUCUAGGCCCCGACACCCCAACAGCCACGGUGUGGCUUUGCCCCAAAGUCAUGCCGCAGACAUUUCCAUGGUUGAUAGAGGGUUGGGGUCAUCUCCAGUCUGUCCCCAGGGAGCAUCCUCCUCAAAGGGUGAAAAACUCAGAGGAGAGCUGGGCACAGCUGUCCCCUCCAGGACCGGCUGGAGAGGCCUGGAGCUGCCCUCGGGCGGGAGCAGCUGGCUCCUCCCCACGCUGCUCUGCCGGGCCCAGCCCCCGUGGAGAGAGAAGCUUCCAGAACACAGAUGAACGGCCUUGCUCUGGGAGGGCUGUGGAGCGGGGGCUGGCUGGGCCAGGCCCCCCACCCAUCAGCUGGGGGCUCAGGAGGACGUCCUGCAGGAGGUGACGUGGGAGCUGGGAUGGGGAGGGGGCCCGGGGGCUCACAGCCCCGUCCGAUGACCCCGCUUCACUUUUCCACAUCCUGCUGCCUCCGGAACAUGUCCCCCUCCCACUCCAGGAGUGUCCCCCUCUGUGGAGCCAGGCUGGGUCCCCUCCAGUGAGACGCUCCCCUCCUGGAACCCCUGAUGCCUCUCACCCUGUCCACACCAGGCUUCAUGGGUGAAUGCCCCAAAUCCACGCCCCGUCCUGGGGUCCAGGCCUCAUGUCCAGCAGGCUGGCUCCACGUGGCCGCUCCAGGUCUUCACCUUGCCCUGCUGGACAGCAAAUUUUUAAGAUAAUGAUUAAAAAUCGAUUUUUUCAGCCAGGCAUGAUGAUGUACGCCUGUAAUCCCAGCUCCUUGGGAGGAGGCUGAGGCAGAAGGAUCCCAAGUUGAAGGCCAGCCGUGGCCAUGCAGUGAGACCCGGCCUCAGAACACGGUGCAAAGGGAGGAGUGCUGGCCUGGCCCGUGCCGAGCCCUGGGUUCCAUCCCCAGCACCACACACACACACACACACACACACAUGAAAAUCGAGUCUUUGUUGCUUCGCUAAGGGACCCACAGUUGGUAAAAUCUCCCAAUGGAGGCACCCAGUCUGAUGAGUCUCCACGAGAGCGUACAGUCUCGAAACCCCAGGAAGAUGGAGGCAGGGAAUGGUCCCACCACCCACAGGAGCCCUCGAGCCAGCCCCUUCCCCGAGUCCUGGCCCUGGGAACUGCCAAUCUGCCUUCUGUCCCCAUCGAUUUACCUUUUCUAGAAUUUAAAUAUAAAUGCACCAGAGAGGGUGUAG